Molecule: messenger RNA, 1002 nt
Organism: Cimex lectularius (bed bug)
Lineage: Eukaryota; Metazoa; Arthropoda; Insecta; Hemiptera; Cimicidae
Exons: 1
Coding region: 1-1002 (333 amino acids)
Source: RefSeq, a predicted model, not a curated record
AUGGACACUCAGUCCUUAGAAACAAAGGAGAGACCACCUCUCCCUUCUAAAGAAAAACACCAGUCGCAACGUGGGAAAUUCAACACCACACAAACGAAGGGUUCACUACCUUCAAGUAGCGACACUAGAAGAUAUAGACCUCCUCUUGGGAAACCAAAAGGAAAGAAAAAAGUCUUCGCCGAAUUACCAAAGCUGGGAGAACCAGGCGGGAAAGUCGACCCUCUCAGGAAAGGUCUUAGCGGUGCUAUGACCAAAUGGUACCUGAGAUCAAUAAAAUCGGGGAAAACACCCGAAGAAGCAAGGAGAUUAGCCGACGAAAGGAAGGCUAAAAUCCAAAAAGAGAAACUGGAGGUACAAUCAUCCAGUAAGAGGGCAAGAGAGCAAUCUCUUACCCCUAAGGAACUGAGAAGAGACAAGAAAGCAAAGCCUUCCACUCCUCAGGCGCAGUUUAAAGCCAGGGAGGCUGCUCCAAGCGUAAGUUACACUGGAGCAGUAAAGAUCAUAAGAGUGGCUUUGCUACCGGAGGAAUACCCUCUGGUAACUCUAACAACAGAAGAGCUGACCCAUCUGGAGGAGACCCUCAUUGAAGAAAUUUUAAAAGGAUGGGAAGCCAAAAUACAGUUCGAAGGCAUACACUUCAGGCCAGGUAUGAUGGUCUUAGACUGUCAAGAUGGCAAAACUGUUCAAUGGCUGCAGGAAAUAGCUCCCAAACUGGAGCUAAAUAAACAAAAGAAACUAACAGUCAGGGUUGGGGAGGAUGUUCCCAAACCUCACUUGAUAGUAGUGUUCUUCCCUAGGACAAAACUAGGCGAAGAACAAAGAACCAAAGAACCGCUGGUCAAAGCGCAGAACGAUGGGAUCUGCGCUGAGGAAUGGAAAGUUCACUCAGUGAAAGCGGAGGGGCCUAGGAUUGUCAUGAUCCUGAGCAUCGACGACAUCUCAGCAGAAACGAUAAUCUCAAGAGGACAUACCCUCAAUUUUCGUUUUGGAGAUCCCUGUUAG